Molecule: messenger RNA, 1302 nt
Organism: Miscanthus lutarioriparius
Lineage: Eukaryota; Viridiplantae; Streptophyta; Magnoliopsida; Poales; Poaceae
Source: the annotation of a GenBank genome assembly
AUGGUGGCUGGCCAGCCUGCCCUCCAUGAGGCUCCAUCUCCUUGCUUGCUUCUUGUCUUUCAUAGAUUACCUUUGUUGAUGCAGCCUAUGCGCGUGCGGGCGUGCAACCGCUUCGGUCAUCCCUCCGUCGAUCCGCUCCGAGCCUCUGCAUGGCGCCCUGUUCACCCCCAGACCCCCACCCAAAACCCUAGCCGCCGCCGCCGCCGGCUGAGGACAUGUAUCCACCGCUCGGAGACGAAUAGGUUGUGUGAUACGAGUGGGAGAAAGCUUCUUCAGCACGUGCUGACCUCUCCGCCGCGCCGGCAUGGAGGAGAGGCCAUAGAUCGCCGGAACGCGCCUCCGCCGCCGGAGAUAGAUGAGAGCUCCCAGGGUCUACAUCUCCCAGAGGACAUCCGCUGGGAGCGGCUCGACAAGGCGCGCUUCUUUGUCGUGGGCGCCGGACUCUUCUCCGCCGUCUCGGCCGCGCUCUACCCCGCUGUUGUCCUCAAGACGCGCCUCCAAGUCGCCCCUGCGCCGGCGGCGGCUGGGACGGCAGCGCCCCCGCCCUCCGCCGCGGCGGCGGCGACUGCCAUCCUGCGCCAGGAGGGGCCCCUCGCCUUCUACCGCGGCUUCGCCACCUUCCUCGCCGGCACCAUCCCGGCGCGCGCGCUCUACAUGGGCGCGCUCGAGGCCACGCGCUCCGCCGUCGGCCCAGCCGCGCUCAGCCUCGGCGCCGCGGAGCCCGCUGCGUCGGCGGCAGCGGGCGCAGUGGCGGGCCUCGCCGCCGCCGUCGCCGCGCAGGUCGUGUGGACGCCCGUCGACGUCAUCAGCCAGCGCCUCAUGGUUCAGGGCAACCCCUGCCCUGCCUCCCGCUACCACGGCGGCCUGGACGCCUUCCGCAAGAUCGUGGCGUCUGACGGGCUACGCGGCCUGUACCGUGGGUUCGGCAUGUCCAUCCUAACCUACGACCCCUCCAAUGCUGAAAUUGAUCUCGGUGAUGGGGAUUCUUUGCUGCAGCCAGGUUGCAAGACUGUCAUGGUAGUUCAGGGAGUGAGUGCCGCGAUGGCCGGUGGUGCAUCUGCGUUUGUGACCAUGCCACUGGACACCAUCAAAACCAGGAUGCAAGUCAUGGAUGGGGACGGUGAGCCGAUUACCAUGGGGAGGACAGUGCGUAGGCUGAUCAAGGAAGGUGGGUUGGCUGCUUGUUACAGGGGCCUAGGCCCGAGGUGGGCGUCCAUGUUAUUGUCUGCCACCACCAUGAUCACCACCUAUGAGUUCCUCAAGCGGCUCUCAGACAAGGGCCAGGAGAGCGAUCUUGCAUGA